Lotus japonicus is the source of this 954-nucleotide messenger RNA. RefSeq names its product glycine-rich cell wall structural protein-like. The transcript has a single exon. The record is from RefSeq and is a predicted model, not a curated record. NCBI's taxonomy places the organism in Eukaryota, Viridiplantae, Streptophyta, Magnoliopsida, Fabales, Fabaceae. Bases 129 to 593 code for a protein of 154 amino acids.
CACACCCUCCCAAUAAAUGACACUUUCUCCCACUAACACAUUUAAAUACAUCUCACUCACCACCAUCACAUAUUCCACUAACCCUGUCUCUCCACAAAGAAAAAAAAGUCUAGACUUAACUCAACACAAUGAAACCUGUAACCAUCUUUCUCCUUUUCACCCUUGUACUCCUCAUAGCUUCAGCCUCUGUGGAAACCCGACCUGAUUCCACUGGAGCUUCUCAGCCAAAGAAGGAUAAAAGAAACAACAACAACCAAGGUGAUGGAAGCAACUAUGGUGGUGGUGGAGCUGGUGGCUUCUUUGGUCCUGGAGGUGGGUUUACCAUGCCAGGAUUUGGAAGUGGAUUUGGGAACGGCAUCAUAGGAGGCGGGUACGGAGGAGGGUAUGGAAGUCCUAGUGGAGGGCGCUCUAAAAAUGGUGUGGUGAGAUCCACUGUUGUGUGCAAAGACAAAGGCCCCUGUUUCCAGAAAAAGGUGACUUGCCCUGCUAAGUGCUUCUCCUCUUUCAGCCGCUCCGGCAAGGGCUAUGGCGGUGGUGGUGGCGGUGGUGGCUGCACCAUUGAUUGCAAAAAGAAAUGCAUCGCUUAUUGUUGAGAAGAGGAGUUAUAUGCAUGUUUGGAUACACGAGUAAAAUCGUGGUGAGGUUAAGAAGUUGCUUCUAUCCACCGGGGUUUUCUACUAUAUGUUAAACAUGCUCUAUAUGAAUAUGAAUGAAUGAUAGCUGCAGUUGUUUUCUCUUGUAGUUGCUAGUAGUAUUGUGGUCAUGUAUAAGAUAAAUAAACAGAAAGUAGACACAUCUCUAUGGUAUGAAGGUGGGUUUGUUUUGGGAGUUGCUUUUGAUUAUGUACUCUAAUUUUCAUCUAUAGGUGGAAAAUUACUUGAGAGACACUGCAUCAUAUGGAUAGAGGAUUAUUGAGGAUUAUUAUAUAUGUUAUUAUAUGAAGAUACUUAGAUA